GUGGUGUUAAGAUUCUACUUCCUAUGUUGUAUGGAUCGCACAUGUGAGAGCAUGUCCGCAGCAAAUGGAAGCGACGAGGAGGGUUCGGACUCCACGGAAGCCGCGGUCCGGAUUAGGGACACUCCAGAAGACAUUGUGCUGGAAGCACCAGCUAAUGGGCUGGCCUUUCAUCCAUCCCGCGACCUCCUGGCGGCGGGGGACGUAGACGGAGACGUAUUUGUCUUUUCCUACUCCUGCCAAGAGGGAGAAACCAAGGAGCUCUGGUCCUCAGGCCACCACCUCAAGUCCUGCCGAGCUGUAGUCUUCUCUGCAGAUGGACAGAAACUUGUUACUAUCUCCAAGGACAAAGCCAUCCACAUUCUAGAUGUAGAGCAGGGCCAGCUGGAAAGACGCAUUUCCAAGGCUCAUGGUGCCCCCAUCAAUUCUCUGCUGCUGGUGGAUGAGAACAUUCUAGCUACUGGAGAUGACACAGGAGGUGUCCGGCUCUGGGAUCAGCGGAAGGAGGGUCCCUUGAUGGACAUGCGACAACAUGAGGAGUACAUUGCUGACAUGGCACUGGACCCAGCCAAGAAGCUGCUGCUGACAGCCAGUGGGGAUGGCUGCCUCGGUGUCUUCAACAUUAAGCGACGGCGAUUUGAACUGCUUUCAGAACCUCAGUCUGGGGACUUGACCUCUGUCACACUUAUGAAAUGUGGGAAGAAGGUAGCUUGUGGCUCCAGUGAAGGUACCAUCUACCUCUUCAACUGGAAUGGUUUUGGGGCCACAAGUGACCGCUUCGCCCUGAGAGCCGAGUCUAUCGACUGCAUGGUUCCAGUCACUGAGAGUCUGCUCUGCACUGGUUCCACAGAUGGAGUCAUCAGGGCUGUGAACAUCCUGCCGAACCGAGUCGUGGGCAGUGUGGGCCAACAUGCUGGGGAGCCUGUGGAGGAGCUGGCCCUUUCUCACUGUGGCCGAUUCCUGGCCAGCAGCGGCCAUGAUCAGCGUCUAAAAUUUUGGGACAUGGCCCAGCUACGGAAUGUGGUGGUGGAUGACUACCGAAGGCGCAAGAAAAAGGGAGGACCUCUGCGGGCACUAAGCAGCAAGGCCUGGAGCACAGAUGACUUCUUUGCAGGACUGAGGGAGGAGGGAGAGGAUUCCACAGUUCAGGAGGGAGAAGAGGACAGUGAGGACGACAGUGACUGAACCGGUGAACUGGACCUCAAGACCGUCCUCAAUGGGCAAGAUCUUGCUUCCUGGACUGGCUCCCCCAGACAGUUUUGAGUGAUAACACCCCAUUAUGUGGUGUAAGAAGAUGUACAGGACAGUUCAGGACUCAUACUCUGAUGUAAAGAGUGCUUUCCUUAUAGCAGCUGCUCAUGCUACCAGCAGAAAGAUAAGUUCACAGCAGGGGCAAGACUGCACAGACACAGGUGUACACCAACCAUGGGUUUAAUAUAAAUACAACCAGCACAGAAAAACUCAAACCACAUAGAAACCAAUACCAGAAUGUUAAGUGAUGGGGACAAAAGGCAGAUUUCUAACCCUUUUGGCUUAGCCAGACCCCAAAUAAAAACCAAGAGGACAAAUCAAGAAAAU
Molecule: messenger RNA, 1575 nt
Organism: Erinaceus europaeus (western European hedgehog)
Lineage: Eukaryota; Metazoa; Chordata; Mammalia; Eulipotyphla; Erinaceidae
Gene: WDR55
Product: WD repeat domain 55
Exons: 7
Coding region: 31-1182 (383 amino acids)
Molecular function (GO): protein binding
Source: RefSeq, a predicted model, not a curated record